This is a messenger RNA of Saitoella complicata NRRL Y-17804, 1293 nucleotides long. RefSeq lists its product as uncharacterized. Gene Ontology annotation, biological process: exocytosis. Gene Ontology annotation, cellular component: cell tip; Golgi to plasma membrane transport vesicle. The record is from RefSeq and is a predicted model, not a curated record. NCBI's taxonomy places the organism in Eukaryota, Fungi, Ascomycota, Saitoellomycetes, Saitoellales, Saitoellaceae. The transcript has a single exon. Gene Ontology annotation, molecular function: guanyl-nucleotide exchange factor activity. The annotation marks the transcript as partial.
AUGAAGAUGAAGCUCAUCAUUGCUGUUGAGCGACAGGCGGAUCUGGACGAUGCGCUGAACUCUGCACGGCGGGAGCUCGAAGCGUCAAAAGCGCGAUUAUCGACGUUAAAGGAGGAGGCACGGGUGAAUGCUGAGAAAUUGGGCAUGAUCGAUCGGGGGGAGUACAUUCUGAAAUCAGACGCGGAGCAGGUGCAGGCUUCGUUAACCAAAGAGCUCAACGAAGCCGUCAAUGGGAAGAAACAAGCCGAGAAGGAGCGGAAAGGGAUGGAGACCGAGUUGGAAGAGCUGACUCGCUCAUUGUUUGAGGAAGCGAACAAGAUGGUCGCGAGUGCCCGAAGAGACCGUGAGGCAUCCGAGAAGAAGAGGGAACAGAUGCAGGCUAGACUGGCCGACACUGAAACACUCCUCAAAAACCAUCAAGAACAACUGGCGGAUUUGAAGUUAAUGGUACAACGAAUACACUCCGAAAACGAGGAUACGGCGUCCUCAGUCCCCGGGACACCCGGCCUCCCGUACGGAUUCGCGUUGAAUAACCGCUCGAGUCGGGAUUCGCUUCGGGCGAAUUCGUUUGAUACGGCGCCCGAGUCGUCGAUACCGACCUAUCACCCCUCACACCCGACUUCGUUCCCGAAUAUCUUUCAAGCGAUAUUUAGGACGGAUACCCCCGUCUACUCAGAUUUCAAGAGUCUUAUUAGCGUGGCGAAAAUCAUGAACGAGCAACGACUCCCCGCACGAAUCACACAAGCACUACCGGGCGCACCACCAAAUCCACCACACGCCCCCACCAACCCACGUCCGGCGGAUUCAUCCUCACUCAAGGAUCUGCGCUAUUUCAAGAGGUGCCUGACAGAGGAUAUUGAGCCGACGUUGAGGUUGGAUCAGGCGCCCGGAUUAUCAUGGAUGGCCCGGCGCGCAGUCCUCCCCUCUAUCCUGGACGGAACCCUCAUCAUCGACCCAACACCCCCAGCCUCCCCGCACUCCACCUCCUCCUGCUCCCUCUGCGGCGCCUCCAACACCACCGACCCCACCCUCCGCCGCACCCACCGUUUCCGAACAUCGGAUACCUCAGCCGCGGUCUGGUAUGCGCUCUGUGGCUACUGCGUUGGGCGAGUCCGGACUGUUUGUGAUUUCGUGGGGUGGGUCCGGGGUGUCCGGGAUGGGAUACGAAAUGUUAGGGGGGAGGGGGAGGAAGAGAGAUGUUGGGAGGAGAGUACGAGGUUGCGGGAAGCGAUGUUUUGGGCGAGGAUGGGGGGUGGUGUCAUCCCUAUCAUCUAUCGUGGUCCGACGACGGGU